This is a messenger RNA of Pochonia chlamydosporia 170, 1623 nucleotides long. RefSeq names its product choline oxidase. Gene Ontology annotation, molecular function: oxidoreductase activity, acting on CH-OH group of donors; flavin adenine dinucleotide binding. Lineage: Eukaryota; Fungi; Ascomycota; Sordariomycetes; Hypocreales; Clavicipitaceae. Bases 1 to 1623 code for a protein of 540 amino acids. The record is from RefSeq and is a predicted model, not a curated record. The transcript has 2 exons.
AUGACAACAGUAGACAGUCUCCCUGAACAAAGCCACUUUGACUAUGUCAUUGUUGGCGGCGGAACAGCAGGAUGCGUGAUUGCCAAUCGCCUCUCAGGCUAUGUUCCCGAAAAGCGAAUACUAGUCAUAGAAGCCGGCCCCAGUGAUGUCGGGGACAAUCGCGCAUUGAUCCUUAAAGAUCGCGUGCAAAUGCAGGGAACUGACCUGGAGUUGAGAUACACGACAGUUGAGCAACCAAUGGGAAAUAGCAACAUCAUCCACUCAAGGGCAAAAAUUCUUGGAGGCUGUUCCAGUCACAAUGACAUGGUAUCAUUCCGAACGCCAGAGUACGACACGUACAGUUGGCAGAAACUAGGCUGCGACGGCUGGUCAUUCGAGCUAUUCAAUCGUCUGCAGGACCAACUUCUCGUUAGAACAUACCCAUCAGCUCACCCCCGUGAUCAAAACCAACUGAGCAAGGACUGGGUUCUAUCGGCACACCGCGCCCUUGAUCUCCCCUUUGUCAAGAACUUCAACAAGAACAUUGCCUCGUCUGGUGGUCUUACCCAAGGCGUCGGCUGGACUCCAUUGUCUUACAACCCGGAUAACGGAUGGCGAGGCAGCGCGAGUGUGUCGUACAUCCACCCCAUUCUAUCUGGGCAGACUCAGCGACAGAAUCUCACCAUCUUGACGAAUUCAUGGGUAACACGAGUCAACGUGCAAGGCGACACCGCCGUAAGCGUUGACGUUGUUACAAAAGCAGGGACAAAGCAUACCGUUCGCGCCACAUCAGAAAUUAUUCUUUGCGCAGGCGCCAUUGACACGCCACGGCUUAUGCUUCUCUCGGGACUCGGCCCUAAAGAACACCUUGAUUCUGUCAAUAUAUCGGUUGUUAAGGAUAUCCCUGGUGUCGGCCAAAAUCUCCAGGACCACCCUAGUUCGGUGGUGGUGUACGAUCUUCAUGAACCGGCUCCAAAGACGACCGCCACACACUCAGACGUGUUAGCUUUCCUGCGGCACAAGCCAUUCAACUGGGCUGGCGACGACGGAAGCAUUCCAGAUAUCCUGUUGCACAUGUGGGCCCUAGACUUGUGCGAUGAGACCUCGAAGCUGGGCUAUGACAGACCAAAGAAUCCCUUCUGUUUCCUACCAGUGGCGCUGCGUACGCAAACUUCUGGGCGGUUGUAUCUAAAGUCCAAUGAUCCCCAGGAGAUGCCGGCUCUCGACUUUAAAUAUUUUGAGGAUCCUGAAGGCUACGAUGCAGAAGUUAUUGUGGCGGGUAUCAAGGCGGCGAGAAAGAUGGCAGAAUCACAACCGUUAAAGAGUCACAUCAAGCGAGAAGUUGCUCCUGGGCCGCACAUCACUUCGGACGAAGAUCUCAACAAGUAUGCCCGGUCGGUUGCAUGCACCAUUUACCAUCCUGCAUGUACUGCGAAGAUGGGCGAUGUCAAGAAGGAUCCAAUGGCGGUGGUUGAUUCGCGACUGAGAGUGCGUGGUGUCAGGAACUUGCGAAUUGCUGAUGCUAGUGUCUUUCCAAUCAUGAUCUCGGUGAACUUGAUGUUGACUGUUUUGGCGGUUGGCGAGAGAGCGGCAGAAUUGAUUGCUGAGGAUGCUGGCUGGACUGGGUUGAGCCCUCGGCUGUAG